GAAGAUGAAAGCCAUUCCCAUUCUUUUGUUUGUACCAAACUCCUCUUUUCAUGGCUGCUCCCUCCAUCCCAAAGGCCACUCCACUGUGUUCAACACAACUUAAUUAAUUAGCAUUUAUAUUGAGGAUGAGGGACCAUUAUAUUAUUAAUGCUCCAUUUCAACUCUUCUUCCUGCAACAAGCUAGUAAGGAGAAGAUUUUGAGGUAAAAAGGAAUUAUUUUGACAAAAAGUGGAAUCAUUUCAGUCCAACAGGAUUCUAGAGGAAUCACACUGUUGCUGGUGAAAUUAGAUUUUUGAUCUUUUGAAUUGAAUUUGAGUUCUGUUAUCAUCAGUUGAACUGUCUAUACGAGCAGUAAAAAGGAAUUAUUAAAAAUGAGAGUGGCGGUGGUGGGUGCCGGCAUUAGUGGACUGGUUUCCGCCUACGUAUUGGCGAAAGGCGGCGCCGGCGUGGUGGUUUACGAGAAGGAGGAUUAUGUCGGCGGCCAUGCCAAGACCGUGACGCUGGAUGGCGUGGAUUUGGAUCUGGGUUUCAUGGUUUUUAAUCGGGUUACAUACCCAAACAUGAUGGAGUUCUUUGAAUCUCUUGGAGUUGACAUGGAGAUCUCUGACAUGUCGUUUUCUGUGAGCUUAGACAAUGGCAAUGGCUGUGAGUGGGGCAGCCGAAACGGUUUCUCUGGUUUGUUUGCUCAGAAGAAGAAUCUACUCAAUCCAUACUUUUGGCAAAUGAUUCGAGAAAUACUAAAGUUCAAGAAUGAUGUCCUCAGUUACCUUGAGGAGUUUGAUAACAAUCCUGAUAUGGAACGCAAUGAUACACUGGGAGAAUUCAUUAAAUCCCGGGGAUACUCAGAGCUAUUUCAGAAGGCUUACAUUGUUCCAAUGUGUGCUUCCAUAUGGUCAUGUUCAUCAGAAGGGGUAAUGGCCUUCUCUGCUUACUCCAUUCUUUCAUUCUGUCGCAACCAUCAUCUUCUGCAGCUCUUUGGUCGCCCGCAAUGGCUCACUGUAAAGCAGCGGUCACAUCGCUAUGUAAACAAGGUUAGGGAAGAGCUGGAGAAGAGAGGGUGUGAAAUAAGGUGUGGUAGUGAAGUGCAUUCUGUUUCAACAGAUGAACAAGGUGGAGUUGUGAUAAUCAGUGGAAAGAAUAUGUCUCAAGAAACAUAUGAUGGAUGCAUAAUGGCAGCACAUGCCCCGGACACUCUGAAAAUGUUGGGAAAACAGGCAACAUUUGAUGAACUAAGAAUACUAGGUGCUUUUCAAUAUGUGUACAGCGAUAUUUACCUUCAUCGCGAACAAAGUUUUAUGCCUCGAAAUCCAGCAGCAUGGAGCGCCUGGAAUUUUCUCGGGACAGUGAAUAGUCGAGUCUGUCUUACAUAUUGGCUAAACACACUCCAGAAUCUAGGCGAGACGGGGCAGCCUUAUCUUGUCACGCUUAAUCCACCUCGUACACCCGAGCAAUGUUUGCUGAAGUGGACAACUGGCCAUCCAGUUCCAUCAGUUGCUGCAUCAAAAGCUUCGUCUGAGCUCGAACACAUUCAAGGGAAGCGCAGAAUAUGGUUCUGUGGUGCAUAUCAAGGAUAUGGAUUCCAUGAGGAUGGACUAAAGGCUGGUAUGAUCGCUGCACACGGGUUGUUAAAGAAGCGUUGCAGUCCUCUGAACAACCCGAACCACAUGGUACCUUCCUGGCCAGAAACAGGAGCGCGUCUUCUGGUGACGAGAUUUCUCAGAAGUUUUAUAGUUACUGGCAAUAUAAUUUUAUUGGAAGAAGGAGGCACGAUUUUCACCUUUGAAGGAACAGACAAGAAAAACUUGCUCAAAGUUUUGGUUAGAGUUCAUAGUCCUCAGUUUUACUGGAAGGUUGCAACUCAGGCUGAUCUUGGCCUAGCAGAUGCAUACAUUCAUGGAGAUAUCUCUUUUGUAGAUAAAAAAGAAGGUCUUUUGAAUCUUUUCAAGAUUUUUGUUGCCAACAGAGAUCUAAAUGCUUCUGUAUCAAGAUCUAAUAGCAAAAGGGGCUGGUGGACACCACUGCUCUUCACAUCUGCAAUUGCAUCUGCCAAAUAUUUCAUCCGCCACGUUUCGAGGCAAAACACUCUUACUCAGGCCAGACGCAACAUCUCUCGCCACUAUGAUCUUAGUAACGAACUAUUUUCUCUCUUUCUCGAUGAAACAAUGACAUACUCGUGUGCAGUAUUUAAGAGCGAAGACGAAGACUUGAAAACAGCACAGAUGAGAAAAAUCUCCCUUCUGAUUGACAAGGCAAAAAUUAGUAAGGAGCAUCACAUUCUCGAGAUUGGAUGCGGGUGGGGAAGUUUAGCUAUAGAAGCUGUGAAAAGAACAGGAUGUAAAUAUACCGGCAUUACCCUCUCAGAAGAGCAACUGAAAUAUGCAGAAGCGGAAGUUAGAGAAGCUGGCCUUCAAGACAACAUAAGAUUUCUCCUCUGUGAUUAUCGCCAAUUGCCCGACAAUUCCAGAUAUGACAGAAUCAUUUCUUGUGAGAUGUUGGAAGCGGUUGGUCACGAGUUUAUGAACGAGUUUUUUGGCCGCUGUGAAUCAGUAUUAGCAGAAAAUGGUAUUCUUGUUCUGCAGUUUAUAUCUAUACCAGAUGAGAGGUAUGAUGAGUAUAGGCAGAGCUCAGAUUUCAUAAAAGAGUAUAUAUUCCCAGGUGGAUGCCUACCCUCUCUAAGCAGAGUAACAUCGGCCAUGGCAGCUUCCUCUAGACUCUGUGUGGAGCACUUGGAAGACAUUGGAAUUCAUUAUUACCAGACACUGAGAUGCUGGAGAACAAACUUCCUGGAAAGACAGAGCCAAAUACUUGAUCUGGGAUUUGACAACAAGUUCAUCCGGACAUGGGAAUAUUACUUCGAUUAUUGCGCAGCUGGAUUCCAAACCUGCACACUGGGAAACUAUCAGAUAGUAUUCUCGCGGCCUGGGAAUGUGACUGCAUUUGGUGAUCCUUAUAAGCGACUGGCUUCAGCUUAGUGAGCACAUUCAUUGUUCAACGAGUUGAUGGUAUUAUCCCUAUCCCUGGGCCCUGUUCCCAGGGAUAAUGCUCCGAGGUGAGGUAGCAAGAAAUAAAGAAAUCCAAGUUUGGUUUUUGGUUGGUGAGAGAAUUCUCUCAUGUUUGUAUUUCUUGAUGAGAAUAAAUACAUUAUUUGCCCCAUUUGUUUUACAAUUGUUUGUUAAGUAUGAAAAGCACUGAUUAAAUGGUCGAAUAUGGUACAAAUGUCAUAUACUAGUAGACCUCUAUUGAAAAUACUCUGUAAUCAAUGUUAUGAUAUACUUUACUGGCAUUUCAA
This is a messenger RNA of Ipomoea triloba (trilobed morning glory), 3289 nucleotides long. RefSeq lists its product as uncharacterized. Gene Ontology annotation, molecular function: methyltransferase activity; oxidoreductase activity. The transcript has 24 exons. NCBI's taxonomy places the organism in Eukaryota, Viridiplantae, Streptophyta, Magnoliopsida, Solanales, Convolvulaceae. The record is from RefSeq and is a predicted model, not a curated record. The coding region runs from base 372 to 2972 and encodes 866 amino acids.